This is a messenger RNA of Owenia fusiformis, 889 nucleotides long. The record is from the annotation of a GenBank genome assembly. Lineage: Eukaryota; Metazoa; Annelida; Polychaeta; Sabellida; Oweniidae.
GGAACUGAAUGUAAGACAUCAGCUGACUGUAAGGAUGCGAAUCGAGCACAUUGUCUUCCUGAUGGGCUUUGCCACGAAUGCCGUGCCCACACUGACUGUGAUGAGAAAUACCCGAUAUGCUCUAAGAAUUCUGAAUAUAUCAAUGUAUGUGGUGAUCCUCGAGUCCAGCAAACCAUCAAAGGUACAGACCUGAAGUUCUGCUACAAGAUCUUUGGUGAACCAGGGGAGACGUAUCUAUAUCUCAAGGAUAGAGACCUAGCUAUUUACGCAUCAUUCAAACAAAUCUACCAUGAAGCCAAUGUUGCUCAAUUCAUCGGGAAACUAAGCAUUAAGAAAGGCAAUACAUGGAUCCACAUAACACCAGGUUGGAUACAUGUCAAAGAUGGCUUAAAAGCGAAGGAAAAGAAAUACAACAUACGUCAUCACAACACAAUCAAGCUGUCUGUCGGGCGAAUCUCCAAAUGGCGUCCUAUUGAUAUAUAUUUGGAUAAUGACAAUACAGUAAUAGCUGUCAGGCCAGUUGGAUAUAUCUUUGAGGGCAAACCCCAUUGGUAUCUGAAUUUUGGAAUCUCGGAGUAUGUUGGCAUGAGCAAUUCAGCAGAUGGCAUUAUGGGAUCCAUAACACACAAAGCUGCAUUUAAGCCAACAAAGGGCAAGAAUGGAGUGGUCACAUGGUUAGAUCAAAAGCUACAUGUUCAUAGAGAUGGUGCUGUAUGUUGGAAGGUCAUUGAUCGCGAUGAAAAACAUUUUCUGAAGGCACUUCACAUAUUCAAACGAGAUCUUUCUCAUCUUGAUAAAAGCAAUAAACAUGUUUAAGAAUUGUGAAAACAUAUCACAAGUGAACAACAGACAAGAGGACUUAAGCCCGUAGCCAGGGGGGUUCGAUGGG